AUGGAGUCCAAAAACAUAAAAUUAGUGAUAACUAGUUCUCGCAUUCUUACCUCCGGGUCGAUUGAUCCAUCGCCUGGUACAAUUGAAAUUAACAACUCUGGUAACAUAGUUUCCAUCUUGCCGUACAAAGCCUCAUACGAGUCGUACAGUUUUCUCGAUAAAACUCGAUUUCAUGACGUUGGUGAGGAUGUCGUUAUGCCGGGUAUAGUUGAUGCUCACGUGCAUUUGAACGAACCGGGUAGGACCGAUUGGGAGGGUUUUGAGACAGGAACGAAAGCAGCAUCUGCUGGAGGAGUGACCGCAAUUAUUGAUAUGCCGUUAAAUUCCAUUCCGCCAACAACCACUGUCGACAAUUUGAAGCGGAAAAUUGAAUCGGCAAAUGGAAAAUGUUGGAUCGAUGUCGGAUUCUACGGUGGCAUAAUUCCAGGAAAUCAAGAUGACUUGGUGCCGCUGAUCGAAGCAGGCGUCAAGGGAUUCAAGUGUUUUCUGAUAGAAAGCGGAGUUGAAGAAUUUCCUUGCGUGAAUGAACAGCAAGUGAGAAAGGCUUAUGAAAAACUGCAGGGGACAAAAACAAUUUUUAUGUUUCACGCGGAAAUGGAAUCCGAGGAUCAAAAGGAAUCGAAUAAAUCUUGCGAAGAUUCAAACGGUCCAAUGUGCCCAUCUCACAUCUACAAAAGAUUCCUCGAUUCCCGUCCGAAAUCUCUUGAAUUCAACGCGAUUUCACUUGUUAUAAGAGUGGCCAGAGAUUUUCCCACAGUGCGAACUCACAUAGUUCACUUAUCGGCCGCGAACGCACUCGACAUCAUUCGUAAAGCGAAGUCAGAUGGAAUCCCUCUGACAGUUGAGACUUGCUUUCAUUAUUUAUGCCUAAGUGCAGAGGAAAUUCCAUCAGGAAGAACCGAUUUUAAAUGUUGUCCUCCUGUUAGAGAGGACAGUAACAGGGAAGAAUUAUGGAAGGCUUUACUUGAUGGGACUAUAGAUUAUGUGGUGUCGGAUCACUCGCCGUGCACAGCAGAUCUUAAAUUCUUAGAUAAGGAAGUUGGAGAUAGAGACUUCUUAAAAGCGUGGGGAGGCAUAUCCACUUUGCAAUUUGGAUUGCCGGUGUUGUGGACGGAAGCCCGAAAACGCGGAUGCAGUUAUCAUCACCUGACAACUUGGUUGUCCAAAAAUACUUCCAAACAAGUUGGAUUAAACGACAGAAAAGGCGAAAUCAAAGUUGGUUAUGACGCGGACAUCGUAAUUUGGUCGCCCGAGGAAACGUUUAGGAUAUCGACCGAUGUCAUUCAAUUCAAAAACAAGGUUACUCCAUACAUGGGAAAAGAACUUUAUGGAGUUGUAAAGAAAACUAUUGUUAGAGGAAAUGUCGUCUAUGACGUUGACAACGGUGGUGUUGCGAAUGCACCGUGUGGAAAGCUUUUAAUUUAG
Acaulospora colombiana is the source of this 1425-nucleotide messenger RNA. The record is from the annotation of a GenBank genome assembly. NCBI's taxonomy places the organism in Eukaryota, Fungi, Glomeromycota, Glomeromycetes, Diversisporales, Acaulosporaceae.